Messenger RNA from Poecile atricapillus (Black-capped chickadee), 7923 nucleotides. RefSeq names its product kinase insert domain receptor (gene KDR). The record is from RefSeq and is a predicted model, not a curated record. Lineage: Eukaryota; Metazoa; Chordata; Aves; Passeriformes; Paridae. The coding region runs from base 184 to 4206 and encodes 1340 amino acids. Gene Ontology annotation, biological process: positive regulation of kinase activity; multicellular organism development; vascular endothelial growth factor receptor signaling pathway. Gene Ontology annotation, molecular function: ATP binding; growth factor binding; vascular endothelial growth factor receptor activity. Gene Ontology annotation, cellular component: membrane; signaling receptor complex. The transcript is spliced from 30 exons.
UCCCGCAUCCCCGCCGGGCGGUGAGGGGCGUGCGGCUCGGCUCAGCUCAGCUCGGCUCGGCUCGGCUCGGCUCGGCUCGGCUCGGCUCGGCUCGGCUCGGCUCGGCUCGGCUCGGCUGGACGAGACGCGGCUGCCGUCGGGCAGAGGGUUCUCUCGGUGCCCCGCAGCCCCGGCGGCCGCGGGAUGGAGCUCGGCGCGGCGCGGCUGCUGGCGGUCCUGCUGUGCCUGGCUCCCGGUUUAUUUAUUUCUCUGGAUCAGCCAACCCUUAGCAUCCAAAAAGAUGUCCUCACAAUAAUGGCAAACAACACACUAAAUAUUACUUGCAGCGGUCAGAGACCACUGGAGUGGUCGUGGCCAAGCAAGCAGAGCAAUGCUGAGCGGCGUAUCUCCGUGACAGACUGCAGUGAUGGCCCCUACUGCAAGACACUUACUCUAAGCAAAGUCAUUGGCAAUGACACAGGGGACUACAAGUGCCUUUACAGGGACAACCAGGCAGCUACAACCAUUUAUGUUUAUAUUCAAGAUUACAGAUCACCAUUUGUGACUUCAGUUAGUGAUCAGCUUGGCAUUGUAUACAUCACUAAGAACAAAACUGUGGUAGUGCCGUGCCUUGGAACCGUAUCAAAUCUCAAUGUAUCUCUACAUGCGAAAUAUCCAGAAAAGAUAUUUGUUCCUGAUGGUAAAUCCAUUUCAUGGAAUAAUAAAAAAGGCUUCACUAUACCCAGUCAUUUGAUCAACUACGCAGGCAUGGUCUUCUGCGAAGCUAAAAUAGAUGAUGAAAGCUACCAGUCUGUGAUAUACAUAGUUGCAGUUGUAGGGUACCGAAUUUAUGACCUGACAAUGAACCCGCAUGAUGAAGUAGAGCUGGCAGUGGGAGAAAAACUUGUUCUCAAUUGCACUGUAAGGACAGAGCUGAAUGUGGGAAUCGAUUUUAAAUGGGACUACCCUUCCAUCAAGGAAAAACGUGCCACCAUUAGGGAUGUAAAAACCACUGCAGGAGAAAUAAAGAAGUUUGUGAGCACUCUUACCAUUGAGAGUGUGUCCUUAAGUGACAAAGGUCGAUAUACUUGUGCAGCAUCCAGUGGUCGUAUGAACAUGAAAAACAGCAGUUACUUCAUUAUACACGAAAGUCCUUUUAUUCACCUGGAGAAAAUGGAGAAUGUCGUUGAGACAAAGCUAGGUGACACAGUCAAAAUUCCUGUCAAGUUUAAAGGAUAUCCUCCACCAGAGGCUAAAUGGUGUAAAAAUGGAAAAGCCAUCAACGCAAAUCAUACAGUUAAACUUGGCUAUGCAUUAGUGAUCACUGAAGCAACUGAAAAGGAUGCAGGGAAUUACACGGUUGUCCUUACAAACCCUAUUAACAAGAUGCAGAAAAGACAUACAUUUACCCUGCUGGUAAAUGUGCCCCCCCAGAUUGGUGAGAACGCACUGAUGGCCCCUGUGGACUCCUACAAGUACGGCUCGACACAAGCGCUCACCUGCACUGUCUACGCCAUCCCACCACCCACCACUGUGCUCUGGCAGUGGCAGCUGGAGGAGGAGUGCACAUUCAGCCCCCAGAAAGUUCGCUCAGGAGCCAAUCCGUACGGAUGCAAGAAAUGGAAAGGGAUCUCAGAGAGAAAGGGUGGGAAUCAGGUUGAAAUUAAGCACCGGGUUGUUACUAUUGCUGGGAAGACAAAGACUGUGAGCACCCUCGUGAUUCAAGCAGCAAAUGUGUCUGCUUUGUACAGAUGUGUGGCUAUGAACAGGGCUGGGUCAAGUGAGAGAGUGAUCUCCUUCCAUGUGACAAGGGGACUUGAAAUUAAUGUCCAGCCUCAGAAUCAAGUGACAGAGAAGGAUAACAUGUCCUUGCGAUGCACAGCAGACAAGUUCACCUUUGAGAAGCUGUCAUGGUACAAGCUCAGCGCUCACGUUUCGCAGACUCCCUUUGGAGGGCUGCCCAUGCCUGUUUGCAAGAAUCUCAAUGCUCUCCAGAAACUGAAUGAGACAGUUUCAAAUACUAAUGGUGAAAAUGUCACCUUAGAGCUCAUCCUUCGUAACAUCUCCCUCCAAGAUGCAGGGGGCUAUGUUUGCAUUGCUCAGGACAAAAAGGCUAAAACACAGCACUGCCUGGUGAAGCACCUUACUGUUCAAGAGCCCAUGGCACCCACGCUUGUUGGAAACCUGGAAAAUCAAACAACAAACAUUGGUGAAACUAUAGAAGUAUCAUGUGCAGUGAAUGGCAUUCCUCGCCCAAGCAUCACAUGGUUUAAAAAUAAUGAGACCCUUGUGGAAGAUUCAGGUAUUGUUUUGAAAGAUGGGAACAAAACACUUACCAUCCGUCGAGUGAGGAAAGAAGAUGGAGGGCUAUACACCUGCCUUGCAUGCAAUGUCCUCGGAUGCAGUAAAGCAGUGGCUUUUUUUUCAGUGGAAGGCGCUGAAGAGAAAACAAAUCUGGAGCUCAUUAUCCUCGUUGGCACUGCAGUGAUUGCCAUGUUCUUCUGGUUGCUUCUUGUAAUCAUCCUCCGGACCGUUAAGCGGGCCAACGGAGGGGACAUGAAGACUGGCUACUUGUCAAUCAUCAUGGAUCCUGAUGAAGUCCCCAUAGAUGAGCACUGUGAGCGGCUCCCAUAUGAUGCCAGCAAGUGGGAGUUUCCCAGAGACCGGCUAAAGCUAGGUAAACCUCUUGGACGUGGAGCUUUUGGCCAGGUCAUAGAAGCAGAUGCGUUUGGGAUUGACAAAACUGCUACCUGCAAAACAGUGGCAGUCAAAAUGCUUAAAGAAGGGGCAACCCACAGUGAGCACAGAGCACUCAUGUCAGAGCUGAAGAUACUCAUUCAUAUUGGCCAUCAUCUCAAUGUUGUCAAUUUACUUGGAGCCUGCACAAAGCCAGGAGGCCCACUCAUGGUGAUUGUGGAAUAUUGCAAGUUCGGAAAUCUGUCUGCUUACCUACGGAGCAAGAGGAGUGAAUUUAUCCCGUACAAGACCAAAUGUGCCAGAUUUCGGCAGGGGAAAGAGAACUAUAUUGGCGAUGUCUCUUCUGACCUGAAGCGACGGUUGGACAGCAUCACGAGCAGCCAGAGCUCAGCAAGCUCUGGCUUUGUGGAGGAGCGGUCCCUGAGUGAUGUGGAAGAGGAGGAUGCUGGUCCUGAAGACCUUUGCAAGAACCCUUUGACCAUGGAGGACCUCAUCUGUUACAGCUUCCAGGUGGCGAGGGGAAUGGAGUUCUUGGCUUCACGCAAAUGCAUCCACAGAGACCUGGCUGCUCGUAAUAUCCUCUUGUCAGACAAUAACGUGGUCAAAAUCUGUGAUUUUGGCUUGGCUCGAGACAUCUACAAAGACCCAGAUUACGUCAGGAAAGGAGAUGCCAGACUACCCCUUAAAUGGAUGGCACCAGAAACCAUUUUUGAUAGAGUGUAUACCAUUCAGAGUGAUGUAUGGUCCUUUGGAGUUCUGCUGUGGGAAAUAUUUUCAUUAGGCGCAUCACCAUACCCUGGAGUGAAAAUUGAUGAGGAAUUUUGCAGAAGACUGAAAGAAGGAACGAGAAUGAGAGCACCAGACUAUACAACACCAGAAAUGUACCAAACAAUGUUGGAUUGCUGGCAUGGAGAUCCUAAGCAGAGACCAACUUUUUCAGAGCUGGUGGAGCACCUGGGGAAUUUACUGCAAGCCAACGUCCGUCAGGAUGGUAAAGACUACGUUGUCCUUCCUUUGUCAGUAUCACUGAAUAUGGAAGAGGAUUCGGGUCUCUCUCUCCCAACUUCACCUGCUUCCUGUAGGGAGGAAGAGGAAGUCUGUGAUCCUAAAUUCCAUUAUGACAACACAGCAGGAAUUAGUCAGUGCCGACAAGGUAGCAAGAGAAAAAGCCGCCCUGCGAGUGUGAAAACAUUUGAAGAUGUCCCAUUGGUUACCACUGUAAAAGUUGUUCAGGAGGAAAACCAGACAGAUAGUGGGAUGGUUCUUGCAUCUGAAGAGCUGAAGGCAUUGGAAGAAAAUGAAAAACAAGUGAAAAUACCCUUUAGCACACUGGUGCCCAGCAAGAGUAAUGAAUCCGUCAUGUCCGAAGCCUCCAACCAGACAAGUGGGUACCAGUCGGGAUACCACUCGGAUGACAUGGACACCACCGUCUACUCCAGCGAGGAAACUGAACUCUUGUGUGCCCAGGAGGCUUCACCCCCGCUCUGCCGCGCUCAUGGGCUCCCCUACGAGAGCCCUGCGCAGCUCUAGGGUGAAGCUGGCAGCUCCAGCUCCCCCUGGCAUGUGCCUUCAUUGCCUGGGCUGGUGGUAUUCAGGUCUGAUGUAUUGAAAAAUGGCAUCCAUGGGACUAAGGAAAGACAUUUAUUUUUCCUGAAGAUGAUGCGGAAGCAUCUGGCAGCAAAACUGCGCCGUGCCACGCUGGGCUCCUUUCCUCAAGAGACGCUGGUGGCUGAGGGGUCAAAGCCCUGGCCAUGGUGUGUGGGCUGUGCCAACCCCAUGGCAGAGGCUGAGCCUGGUGAUGUCGAGCAUCUGCCUGAUGCAGGCAGCAUCAUGGCAUUCGACUUAACUGUUUCUACUUGUACGAAAUAAUGGCACAUCCCUGCUUUUGUGGUAUGGGUUUUUUUUGUUUGUUUUUCCCCUUGUGGCUGGACUCCAGGAAGGAAACAGCACAGCACUGGCUUCUUGUUUCUCAGAGUUAUUCCUUGCUUGUACCUUCACAAACAAAAAAAGGAACCUCCAGCUCAAGGCUCUGGCACUCUAAUGGCCUGAGACUAAACAUAGGCUGGGCUAAAUAUAGAUGGGGGUGAUGGUCUCUGUCCUUGGAAGAGGAAAAAGGCUGCUGUACAAGUCCUAUGAGCUGCAUUUUCUCAGUGAAGUUGGUUAGUAGGGAGAAGGCAGAGCACUGAGCCAAGUGAUGGGACUCAAAUAGCAGGGCCGUGCCUGACCUCUGAGGAUGGCUCUGCUCCCCUUUCAUCCCCAGUCAUGCCUCACUCAUGCCAGACACCUACCUGCCUCUGAGCUGCCUGAAACUGCUGCAGAAAAUACUCCCUUCCCCCCAGAUCACCACUUGGGCAGCCUCUGGCAGGUAGAAAAGGCAGUAUCAUUUACCCAAGGGCCACAGGAAGCACUGUGGUUCUGCUGGGGCAUCCUAAGGGCACCCUGCCUUCUCAUCUCAUUCCUCCUCCCUCAGAUUUAGAUCUGACUCUUUCACUUUGAAAACUCAAGGUCUGUUUGCAGUGGCAGAGAUCUCAGUUUAUGUAGCCUUGGGAAUCUGUGACUGGUUUUGUGGCAGCUGUGAUCUUCUCUGAGUGAUGACAUUGUGCCUAAUUGUUGGACAACUUCUUACCUGUGCUCUUGUAGUCCCAGAACUCUAGUGAUAGACACAAUGAGGACUACAAGAUUUUAAAAUGUAAAGCUAUUUCUACUGAGUUCUUUUUGUAUUUUUAUAAGUAUUUUUUUUUGUUUGUACUUACUAUAAUGUCAAAUGCUGGGAACCAUGAAUAUAAGGCAUAUACAGUAUUUAUAGCCUCUUUAUGUAGAAAUAAAUGUAAUAUAUUAAAAUAUAAAUAUAUAUUAUAUAACAGAUAUUGUACUAUUCACAUUUUGUAUAGGUGUUCUGCAACAUUGCAAAGGUCACAAAAUUUUUUAAUAGCUAGAACUUUUCACUUUAUUAACAGGGACUGGGAAUUUAGAGCUGGGGGCUACAAGUAGGUUUGUUUUCUUUUGUUAUAACUUUUCUAUUGACAGGGAAGAUUUUAAAGUUCUACUUGUUUCAAGUCUACAAACGUGUAGUAGCAUGUGUAGUGAAGAAACUUCAGUGAUUUUUAGCAGUUGGCAAUAAAUACUUUUAGAGAAAUGGCCAGAGGAAGAGACUGCUUGUACAAGCUGAAUCUCCUCUGAAAGAGUUUAUUAUGUUAAUUGGGAGAUGGUUGAUCUAAUUGUAUUGUGGCUUUUGCCUGAGGAGUGGCAUUUUUGCUUAAAGCCUUAUUCUCUUUUCCCACUUUUGUUUCUCCUAGCUCACUUCCCACAGACUAAAUGUUUUCCCUGCUCUUGUGCAGUGAAGUCUUCCUUUAUUUUAAAUCUGUGCUUAAAGUUCCUACCUUUUCACUCUGUUGUCCAAUUUUUGACUUUUUCUUCUGCACUGUGCAGGCUUUUGUUCUCAGGGAAAGGCUGUCCACUGCUAGGGGCAUAACAGCUUAUGCUAAAAUACAGUGCAAGGGAAGUUAAGCUGCAAACUGUAAACUUUAAUUCAGCUUCUCUUUAUUGCAGUUUGAAAUGAGACAGGCUAGUAUAGUAGCAUAGUGAGAACAUUUGUCUGGGCAGUGAGAGAUGUCACUGCUAAAUUCUUCUCAGGCUGAACGUGGGACUAUCGCCUUCUACACAUUAUGUGCGUUACCCAAAUACAAGGCUAUGGGAUGUCAGGUUGUAAAUGUUUCUCCAUUGCUCCCCCUAAAUCUAAAGCAUUUUACAGCCAGGAAAUCGGGAAUGGGGAGGUCAGAUAGGAAAAAAGAGAGAGGCUUCCUAGAUCAUGUGUAAGGGCUUCUAGGAAGGGCUUGUAUUUUCAUGUAUCUAUUUGACAUUUGCCUUGCUUCCCAGGCAAGAGUCUAGCCAGCAGAGUAUGCUCAACAAACAAUGCUACAUCCUUUAACAUCCCCCUCUGCAAUAUUUUUAAUAUCUUUAAUGAAAGGGCUCUUCUAUGUAUUAUUACACAAUGGACAUAAAAUAUUGACACUAACACAACAGUGUCAGCUGAUGGACCAUAUGUUGGAGAGUCCUGACACUGACCACUGAGUUGAAGAUGGAGGUGUGCCACUGAUAUCCAUCUGCCCUAGACCUUCAUUCCUCAAGGUUUGGGAUGUUCAAUUUAGACAUCUCAUUUUUCAGUUUUUUCCCUCUCCAGCCCAGUGUAACACAUGAUAUGUGCCACAUACACACAGUCAGAUGCUUCCCUGUGUGUUCACAGAACCUCUAAAACAGCCUCCCACCACAAUGCAGACUAAUGAAAUUUCAAGAUAUAGCCAUGUCAGUUACUAAGUUCACACUUACAAUCUUUGUCAGACAGUUAAACUCUCUUCUGGCUCCAAAUAGCUUUAAAUAUGCCUGGAAAAUAUUGCAACUAGCACACACCUGCUUUAGGAAAGGAAAUUAGUUUCUAAAAAAAAAAAAAAUCAACCCAAACCAUAUAUUCACUGUCAGAAGCAAGCAAAGGUUCUAUAAAUGUGUUUAUAUAUUUGGCAUCCAGUAACACAAUUAUUUUCUUAAACCAUGGCCAUUUCAUCCUUUAAAACACCUGGACUUUUUGUUGUAUUCUGAGUACAGCGCAUUCAGCUAAACCCUAGUUAUGCCACAUCUGUCUUUGAGAUGCUUUAAAUUCCGAAAAGGGUAUUUUCAAUGAAACAACAGACAUAUAAUGCACAGAUUUGCAAAUGCCUUGCAAACCAGUCCCAGCUUUAUCUCUAUCCUGCAGCCAUGCAGCAAAGCAUCAACAUUCAGAUCAACAUCCUUGUCCAUGAAAUUCAGCCUGGAUCUGAGCCUAGUGAGCUACAAUAAAUAGAAGGGACACUUAUAAAAUUAUGUAUCCAAACAUAUCACUGUGAGCAGCUGGGUUGGAGUGAGGAGAAGCGGUGAUGGGAUUGACUCGUUCAGAGGAACUGCCAGAGUGAGUGUAAUUGUUGGGAGGUUAGGAUGUGGGGAAUCAAGCACAGCCAUGCCAAAAACAGGCACUUUCAGGGCUUGGAGAUGGCUCAUGUCAGCUCUUAUCAAUGUGAACACAGCCCACCUGAAGAAUGCAGAGGUGUUCAAGCAUGGUAGGUAGGUCCUUCUCCCUGCAAGAGAUACUGUAAAAUCAUUUGCACAGAAAUGUCUUGGCAAAUCCAGUCCUUGCUUCAGCUUUUCUUAUUAAUCUCUGAUUGCAAACAAGUGCAUUUCAAGUGAAAAUAAAAUUGUUAGGAUGAUACUCCAUGUAUU